AUGAGGCCAGGAGGCGUCUGCGAGCUUGGGUUAGAAGUCUGGGGUUCAAAGCGGCGGGAGGCUCAGCCUUACUGCCUUAAGUUAGUUAAGGUUGGAAUGGGGAUGACAAAGUCGUUGGUGCAUCUUCUGCCCUUCAUUUUCUGCGUCAGAGACCUACCUUUGUUCUCAUACCAAUAUUCCGUCGUGGGGUGUCGCGUGCUGCUUGGGAGAAUUUUAAGCAUAAUUUUGCCGGUGCCACUUGCUACUAUUCAAUUAUUACCUGCAGCGAACUCCUCCUUACUACCUCGUGCGCUCCGCGAACGUGCGCGAUUUCCCCUCUACGAAACGCAAAAUACCGACAUAAUCAAAACGAACAAUCUGUCUGUAUCUAAUAUUCCCGGGCGAACCAGAAAUCUGGCCGAGCAAACUACGCCGAGAAGCAGCGCCCACAGCUGUCUUGAUCUGUCGACGCUCCAGAUAUCAUCCCUGUCACAACCCCCGAACGGCGCCGCUGUCGAUCCGCCCGGCGCCUCGGAGGGGCAGACUUUCACAGCUCCAACAUCCCGCUCUCCAUCCCCCGAUACACCCAGCUUCCGCAGCGACUCUCAAAAGCUUGUCUCGAAACGGAAGCGGGUCACCAAAAAGGCGCGCGGCGUCCUGGGUAAGGUUCGUGCCUUCCAAAGGAUCGCUGCCGCCAAAAUGGCACAUCCCAACAUUAAAAUCGACACGAGCGUCCAGGCAACCAAGCGCUCACAUCCGGACAACGAGGAAGGGGCUGAGAUAAUAGAUGGACCGGAAGAUGACAACCCUCAACUCGAAAUGGCGGAUAACGAACUCGUCCCGCCGUUCUUGCGGCAGUCGAUCUUAGAUAUCCAUCAUAAAUUUGAAGAGCUAGAGUGGAUGCAGCGGACUCGAAUUCUGGAAGCGACCCAAGCUAAUGAUCCUUCACAUCGUUGGGCGUUGGAGGCCGACCCCGAAGUCAAGGCUAGAAACAGAUAUGCGAACGUACAAGCGUGGGCUAAUUCUCGCAUACAUCUUCGGGUUCCGGAAGGCGAAUGUGAUUUUAUCAACGCAUCGCCCAUCUUGCUCAAAGACUCGGUCUCGCUGGAGCAGAGAAGAUACAUCGCUACGCAGGGACCCAGGCUGGAUGACCUCUAUCACUUCUGGCAUAUGGUUUUCCACGAGACUGAUGAUGUGGGGGUGAUUGUUAUGCUCACGCAGACGAUGGAAUCGGGUCGUGAGAAGUGCGCCCAAUAUUUCCCCGUCAGUUUUGAAGACCCGUCGAUGCUCCUACGAUGCGACAACAACGACCCUUUCGUGGAUGGUGAUGAAGAUCAAACGGAGGAUGAAGGCGUGUUUGGUCAAAUCACUCUCCUGGAAAGCACAUGGAACGCAGAGUGCCGUUCCGAGAUUCGAAAACUUGAGCUUACAUUGGGCUCCGAAUCCAAGACUGUAUGGCAUUUUCUCUUUGCCGGUUGGGCGGACUAUUCUAAACCCGUUGGCGAAGACCGCGAUGCGCUUCUCCGGUUGAUAGAAUUGUCAGCGUCCAAGUCUUCUUCUCCACAGAAUCCGCGAAUUGUUCACUGCAGUGCUGGUGUUGGGAGGACGGGCACUUUUAUCGCACUCGACCAUCUCCUACAAGAACUCGAAUCAGGCGAACUUCUAAAGGCCACUGAUCAAGAAAUAGACCCCGUAUUCGAGGCGGUGAACCAACUUCGCGAACAACGAAUGAUGAUGGUGUAUAACGAGAUGCAGUUGAUUUUCAUAUACGAAGUCUUGCGAGAACAAGCUGACCUCAUCCUGGAAAAGACUUAUGGCAUCAGUCGUCAGAAAUCCGAUACCAGGUCUGCCAAAAUUGCCAAAUUGUCCGACGAAGAUACCUAUCUGCCAGCCCCUAAACCUGAAUUGGAGCCGACAGAGUACCACUCUGAUACAGAAACCCCAGGGCAGCCUGAAAACGAGGAAACACAGUCUUAA
Messenger RNA from Aspergillus versicolor CBS 583.65, 1956 nucleotides. RefSeq names its product tyrosine protein phosphatase PTP1 (gene ptpB). Lineage: Eukaryota; Fungi; Ascomycota; Eurotiomycetes; Eurotiales; Aspergillaceae. Gene Ontology annotation, biological process: protein dephosphorylation. The coding region runs from base 1 to 1956 and encodes 651 amino acids. The record is from RefSeq and is a predicted model, not a curated record. Gene Ontology annotation, molecular function: protein tyrosine phosphatase activity. The transcript has 5 exons.